UUCAAUUUUCGCACCGGAAAAUGGCAUCAUUCAGAGCCACCACAAGCUUUCUCGUCCGGGGAAUUUUCCGUCCGUCAAUACACUUCCCAAAUGUUGUUCGCUUCAUCCACAUCUCGCCGGCAGCGUUCCCGGCGACGAACCUUGUUGUGAGUCAUCGAAUUUUAUCACGGAGUCUCUCUUUUAGUCCGGUUAGGUGUGCGGCGUCGUCCGACGGUGGUGCUGAUGAUGGAAAGAAGUCUCCGGCGCGGUUUGCUCAGGUUCAACAGCUGUUACAUGAAGCUAAGGAGCGAGCUCAAGCUGCGGGCAACGAUCCUAUUCCUAAGAUUACUCUUGAUCACGUGACUGUCAACUUUGCAAGAAGUGGAGGUCCUGGAGGUCAAAAUGUCAAUAAAGUAAAUACGAAGGUGGAUAUGCGGUUCAAUGUUGAAAAAGCAUAUUGGCUAAGUGACAGAGUCAGAGAGAAGAUUUUGCAAAUGGAAAAGAAUAGGAUAAAUAAGGAUGGAGAGCUUGUGAUCUCUUCAACAAAGACGAGAACUCAGAAGGGUAACAUCGAAGAUGCUUUGAGUAAAUUACAGGAUAUAAUUGAUGCUGCUUCUUAUGUACCACCACCUCCAUCUGAAGAGCAAGUGAAAAGAAUAACGAAAUUGGCUGCUAUUGGGGAGCGCAAACGACUUGACAAUAAGAAGGCCCAGUCACAAAAGAAGGCUAUGCGAAGAAGCAGAGAUAGUUAUGACUAACUCCAAGAGCUCAAGAUGUCCAACACAGGCACUUUGCUAUCAAAUUCUCCCAGCACUUUGAUCAUUUCCUUCAUCCUACUUUUAAACGAUACAAAAAUGUUUGAGGAAUUAGUACAGAAUCCU
Molecule: messenger RNA, 860 nt
Organism: Solanum verrucosum
Lineage: Eukaryota; Viridiplantae; Streptophyta; Magnoliopsida; Solanales; Solanaceae
Exons: 7
Coding region: 21-737 (238 amino acids)
Biological process (GO): translational termination
Molecular function (GO): translation release factor activity
Source: RefSeq, a predicted model, not a curated record